AUGAAGUUCGGAAAGAACAUACGGAGGGAGAUGCAGAACCACCCGGGGAUGCACUACCUCGGUUACAAAGGACUAAAAAAGCUAAUCAAACAAAUUAGAGAAAAUCGGAUGGAAGGAGAGUACACCAAAAGGAAGCAACUGAAUGACCAGUUCGAACAAUUAUUACAUUCAGAUUUGGAAAAUAUUGAAAGGACAUUUAGGAAAUUAUUUUCUGAAAUAAAUGGCAUGAAGAAUGAAAUUGAGAAGAAAUUUGCUUCGCGCAUUUUCAACAGUGAAGAGUUAAAAGUGAAUAAAAAAAUUUGCUCGUUUGAUAAUCUACUGGAGAUGUUAAAGGAGGGGGGAGUGGUGUCUGAGGAGGUGCUGGACUUUUGCAUCCGAUUGAGUUUGCUCUCGAACAAGUGUAAAGUUAUCCGUACGUACGUGGUAUACAAUUAUGUGGGGCUGGUGAAGAUUCUAAAGAAGAGGCGGAAGCGGUGCGGAAUCGAUGGACAGGGGCUUUCCCCGCUGGAUCACCUUACCUCCACAUCAGACUGGAGAUCAGACUGGAGAUCAGAUUGGACAUCAGAUGGGGCGUCAGACCUCACAGCAAAGGCCAUGUCAACAAGCACAUCCAGCACCAUGAGCAAUACGGUGGCAGACGCAGUGGGUAACAUUGUGGGCACCUACUCAUGGUGCCUCUCCGAUGAGCUUCCCCAACUAAUCACUUCUGUGAAUAUCAUCUCAGAUGAGUUCAUGGAGCAGCUGUGUAACUCUGGCGUGAGGUCGGAGAAGUACACAUGCCCAAUCUGCUUGUGUCUGAUUCACGAUCCCGUAACUUUAAAUUCUUGCUUCCACUCCUUCUGCUGGAACUGUCUAGCCACAGCCAUCCAAAACUACUCCAUCGAUAAAUGCCCCUCGUGCAGAACAAAAAUUGUCUACGAUCGGGAUUCUUUCAAAAUAGAUGGUAUUUUGAGCCAGUUUUUGAAGAAGCACUUUGUGAGCGAGUCAGCUGUGGAGUGGGACCGCAACACAUCUAAGGAUAUUCCAUCUGGUCAAGACGAGACAUACGAAGAAGGACCAGAACGAGAUGCAUACAUCACUCAAUGUGUCUUUCAAAAUGAAGAGGAAAUCGUGCAUGCAAAGAAAAAAAGGCUAAUCGAGAGAUGUAGGAAGAAUGGAAUCGAUACGCAAAUGUGGACAUGUGACCCAGCGAAUGCAGUGAAAAGAAAUGCACUUCCCGGGAGAUCCUUCGCUGAACAGGAUAUCGCUGAACAGGAUAUGGCUGCUGAGGAUAUGGCUGCCCCUAUUUUACCGAACGACAGAGAAGACAAACCUGAUGAGGCUAGAGAGCAUUUCUUCCCGUGGCACUCCCUCCCCGAUGAAGGCGAAACGGAUCCCUGGGCAAAUUUUGAUGAGUACCUGACCGUUUUGAAUAGCGUCGAUAAGAAUGUGAUGGAGGACAAGGGGCGGGAGAGUGACUGUUGCAGUGAUGAAUGUCGGGAAAGCGCUUUCCCCCAGUCGGACACGACAAAGUUGGGGCUCAAGGGGGGUACCCCGGAUGCAUCAUACCGUCUGGUCAGCGACGUCAUUAGCUACACCUUUAGUUAA
Molecule: messenger RNA, 1587 nt
Organism: Plasmodium knowlesi strain H
Lineage: Eukaryota; Apicomplexa; Aconoidasida; Haemosporida; Plasmodiidae
Product: RING zinc finger protein, putative
Exons: 1
Coding region: 1-1587 (528 amino acids)
Biological process (GO): mitotic cell cycle checkpoint signaling; ubiquitin-dependent protein catabolic process; protein ubiquitination
Cellular component (GO): nucleus
Molecular function (GO): ubiquitin-protein transferase activity
Source: RefSeq, a predicted model, not a curated record